Molecule: messenger RNA, 1522 nt
Organism: Plodia interpunctella (Indianmeal moth)
Lineage: Eukaryota; Metazoa; Arthropoda; Insecta; Lepidoptera; Pyralidae
Gene: tsr
Product: twinstar
Exons: 4
Coding region: 464-910 (148 amino acids)
Biological process (GO): actin filament severing; actin filament fragmentation
Cellular component (GO): cytoplasm; actin cortical patch; actin cytoskeleton
Molecular function (GO): actin filament binding
Source: RefSeq, a predicted model, not a curated record
CUCUGGCGUGAAAAAAGGCAGUAGUUCUCUCUUAUCUCAUUGCGCUGAGAUCGGCAUAGUAUAAAUAAAUACAAUAUAGGCUUGUCGCUUUAGUUUUACUACGUAAUUCAACGACACAGCUACUUUGUAUUUUUAGAAGGUUGUCAACCCUAAAUCCUGUUGUCAGAAUAACAUUCAAAACCUUUUAGUAUUGAAGACAUACCAAAGCUUAUUUCAAAGUACAGUUAAUAUUAAUUAUAUAUUUUUUAAUUCAUUUUUAUUUACUAAUAUUGAGUUUCAAAUUACAAAAUAUUAAUUCAUCUAAAAGGACAGUGUUUUGACUCGUAGUCCGAUUUUUGACACAUGCGCUGAUUGGCCGCUGCAUCUGCUCGUAGCCAACAUUCCGAACAGUAUCGUUCCGGUAGCCGCUGUCGUGUGUCGGUGAAGUUUUAGUGGUGGAAAUUUUACGUGUGUAACAUCAAAAAUGGCGUCUGGCGUAACAGUAUCGGACGCUUGCAAAACAACGUACGAGGAGAUAAAGAAGGACAAGAAACACCGCUACGUGGUGUUCUACAUCAGGGACGAGAAACAGAUAGACGUGGAGACGGUCGGGGAGCGCAACGCUGAGUAUGAUGGCUUCCUUGAGGACCUGCAGAAGGGCGGCACUGGCGAAUGCAGAUAUGGCCUGUUCGACUUUGAAUACACGCACCAGUGUCAAGGCACGUCGGAGGCGAGCAAGAAACAGAAGCUCUUCCUAAUGUCAUGGUGCCCCGACACCGCUAAGGUUAAGAAGAAGAUGUUGUACUCUAGCUCCUUCGACGCGUUGAAGAAAUCUCUUGUCGGAGUACAAAAGUACAUCCAGGCGACCGACCUCUCUGAAGCUUCGCAAGAGGCGGUCGAAGAAAAACUUCGCGCCACGGAUCGUCAGUAAAUUAAUCAGCAUUUAACCUAGCUAUCGACUUCGCACGCACAACACUAGCACUCGGUUACGUCAUUCUAAAUUCGAUUUGCUGGCCGGAAAGAAUUUCGAACUGGCCGGAAAAAUUCAAACGGGCUGGAAGGAUUGUCGAAUGGCGCCAAUUUUGACAUUUCUACAGUAAUGGCGCCGGCUCUUCAAUCGCGUGCCGUUACUAGUGUUGUUUUGCUUAGUCACAACGGGUUCAUUUUAUAUCGUUUCAGUCCUUUUUGCAGUCGAAUAGAUCGAUAGACGGCCGAAUCUUGUACAGUUGACUGUAUUCCGGCCGCCGGCGACACUAUAGCAAUUAAGGCUCUUAUGUAAUAAUUUAAAUUAUACUAAUUAUAUAUUUUUUUUCCUAUAAACUAAAGAGUAAGUUAAGCUCAAACUAAAUUUAAUACAGCGACGUUUCGUUUGAAUACUGGACGGCUUUUGUACUAUUUAGAUGUAAUAUAAAGGUUUUAUACAAAUGCAUACUUCGUUUGAGAUUGAACUUGCUACGUAAGCUUCUACCAAGCUCCGUUCAGUGCGGGCUUUGGAUAGUUAUUUUGUAACCAAUUUAUCCAGAAAUACACUCGAUAUAAGUAA